Mesorhabditis spiculigera is the source of this 1965-nucleotide messenger RNA. Lineage: Eukaryota; Metazoa; Nematoda; Chromadorea; Rhabditida; Rhabditidae. The record is from the annotation of a GenBank genome assembly.
AUGGGUAGUACAUCGGUGACCAUCUCAAACCAGGACAGCCUGAAAAGCUGGCUGACGGCUGAGCUUGCGCCUUUGUGUGAUGCUGAGCUGGGUACGCUGGUCAGCUACAUUUUCGCCUUGCUGAAGAAGCCGAACAAGACCGCCGCCCAACUGAAGGCCUUUUGUCUUGCGCAACUCGAGGUCUUCCUUCAUGCAGAUACGAAGCCGUUCAUAGACAAGCUGUUCGAUGUGCUCGAGCACGACUCCUACAUCGCUGAGCGAAAUGUGACCACGAAGCAAACUGACGAGCACCACAGCGACGUCGAGUCCAACGAACGCGAAGAAUCUACAAAUGUCAAGGCGGUGGCCGAAGGCUCUGGCAUGAGAACUGCCGUGGUUUCUGAAGAAACCAAGCCGUUAAAGUGCAUCGACGGCCUUUCGAAGAUGGAUACGCUGGGUGCUCAAGCGAUGAGCCACGACGAAAAGCCGGUGAAACUACAAGUGGUUCUCAAGACGGAGCCUGAGCCGAAUUCCCAGCUCGUCGCGGAAUUGCAGGCUGUCGACGUUUCGGUGAAGCCUGUGCGAAAGCGGAUAGUCCCUCCAUCACCGGAAGCGAUGCGUAGCCGCCUCCGUUCUCCCGUCUCACACCGUCGUGAUGAGCGCCGCUCGCGCCGACGAUCUCUUGAGAAACGCCGGCGCUCUCGGUCACGCUCCCGCUCAAGAUCGCGCAGCAAUGAACGCAUGCGAGAGGAGCGUCAUAAGAAGAAAAUUAGAUGCUGUGAUUAUGAAAAGAACGGGCUCUGCAUCCGCGGCAACAAGUGCCCUUUCGAUCAUGGGCUAGAAGCGGUGACGGUUGGCAAUCCCACGAUCAAGCAGCUAUCCGGAAACGGCAACAUGGAAAUCGUCAAGAUGGAACCCCAGGAACCGCCAUCUACCGGAUAUAUUCAACAGCACGGAAGCACCCAGCCUCCGCCACCCGGCAUCCUUACAGAGGCUUACAAUCCUGAUUCGCCGGCGCUUGCCCCGAUGUUUAACUUCUCGGUACCACCCCCGCCAAUCGCCGUUCCAAAUGCUUCCGUUUCGCCGCAGUGGCCGGGACCAUACGGAUAUGUUCCUACCCCGCUUCACGUGCUUGCCGCCCAGAAGGCCACGGAAUCGAACAACGGCGCCUGUGUGUCGACAGCUCGUGGUCGGGGCUACUUUCGUGGACGCGGUCGCGGCGGAGGUCGAUUCGUCAGCCAGGGGCGCUGCCUUGAAGUCCGCAAUCUUCCAAUGGAGUGCAAUACCAUCGAGUCGCUGAAUGGCCACUUUUCACGCUUUGGCAAAAUUGUUAACCUCGAAGUGCACUACGAGCACGACCCCUUCGGAGCCCUCAUCACCUUCUCUUCGAAUUUUGAAGCCAAUAGCGCCUACAAGUCGCCGGAGCCUAUCUUCAACAACCGCUUCGUCAAACGCUCACGUUCGCCAUCCCCGAUGAGUGAUGAUCUCGAUGACGAUGAGUAUGAGGUGCUCACGGAAGUUCCAAAGAUUGCCCUUGGGUCACAGACUGUCUACAUGGACCCCAAGUUGGAGGAGGCGCUCUUCCAGAAGGCUGAGGAAAAACGAGCCCGCGAGGAAAUGAAGGAACGAAUGGUGAUCCUCUGUCAGCGUCAAGAGGGGCAGAAGAACGGCAUCGAUCGCUAUCUAAAAUGCCAGAAGGAAGCUGUAGAGCUCGCUCGGAAGCAAACAAAUCCCGCCGCCAAGAAGAAGGCACUGAAGCUGUGCAUGGAGUUGAAACAAAAGAUGGAAGCACUGCGUGAACAACGCAAUACCACGUUGGCCGAAAUAGCAGAACUCAAGCCGAAGUUGGAGCCAAAAGCCACCGAAGAAGCGGUUGAAAUGAAUCCUGUCGAUGAUCAACAGGAGCCCAUUGACAUAAAGCCUGCCUCGAUCGAGGUCGCAUUAAAGGAUGAGCCUAUGGAAGAUGACGAAGUCGUUGUAAAGGUC